Messenger RNA from Prunus mume (Japanese apricot), 491 nucleotides. The record is from RefSeq and is a predicted model, not a curated record. Lineage: Eukaryota; Viridiplantae; Streptophyta; Magnoliopsida; Rosales; Rosaceae.
AUGGCUCCCAAAGCUGAGAAGAAGCCCGCCGAGAAGAAGCCAGUGGAGGAGAAGAAGUCGACUGUGGCUGAGAAAGCCCCGGCCGAGAAAAAGCCGAAGGCCUGCAAUAAGCUCCCCAAGGAAGCCGGAGCCACCGUCAGAGAUAAGAAGAAGAAGAGAUCGAAGAAGAGCGUAGAGACCUACAAGAUCUAUAUCUUCAAGGUGCUGAAGCACGUUCACCCUGAUAUUGGGAUCUCCAGCAAGGCCAUGGGCAUCAUGAACAGCUUCAUCAACGACAUCUUUGAUAAGCUCGCCCAGGAGUCUUCCAGGCUUGCAAGGUACAACAAGAAGCCGACUAUUACUUCUUGGGAGAUCCAGACUGUUGUGAGGCUUGUGCUUCCUGGUGAGCUCGCUAAGCACGCGGUGUCUGAAGGGACUAAGGCGGUGACCAAGUUUACAAGUUCUUGAAGUGUGGUGGGUUCUGCUCUGUUCUGGAUAUGUAGUUUUUCGAU